Messenger RNA from Fusarium keratoplasticum, 492 nucleotides. RefSeq lists its product as uncharacterized. The transcript has 3 exons. Gene Ontology annotation, cellular component: cytoplasm. Lineage: Eukaryota; Fungi; Ascomycota; Sordariomycetes; Hypocreales; Nectriaceae. The record is from RefSeq and is a predicted model, not a curated record. The coding region runs from base 1 to 492 and encodes 163 amino acids.
AUGGAUCCUCUCGAUAGCAUGGCCGGCGGGCAAAUCCCCAAGAACUUUGACGCCGAAAACGCCGGCAACAACGAAGACAUCGAGAAGCAGUUCGCAGUCAAGGCCGUCCAGCACAUGCAAACCUACUGGGCCAUCCUCGAGCGCGUCCGCGGCUCCACCCUCCGCCUGACAAAGAUCGACGACGAGAUCAUGGAGCACCUCAAGGAGGCCUUUCCCGAGUUCGACCCCGCCGCCACCGUGAACGAGGACGAGAUGAAGAGCAAGAGCGGAAAGGAGCGCUGGCGCAAGUUCAUGAUGGCGUAUGAGAAGACGGUUGACGAUUACAACUUUGGAACCAUGGUCAGGAACAGCCCCAAGGUUGAGUAUGAGGAGGAUACGGCUAUUUUUGUGCCGAGGAUGCAGUUUUAUGCUCUUGAGAUUGCACGAAACCGUGCUGGUCUGAACGACUGGAUCUACGAGCAAGCCCAGGCUGAAAAGGCCAAGUCCAAGUAA